AUGACGACGGCGAAGGACAGCGCGAGUGCCACCGCGGCGCCCGCCAUCCCCACGAUGUUGCCCACCACCUGCGGUGAGGAGACGGACCUUCCCGGCGUGCCGCGCGUCGGCUGCGUGGCCGCCGUCUCCUACAAACCCGACGCACUCUUCGGCUUCGCGGCGUCCAUCAUCGCCACCGCCGACAGCGUCGCCAUCCUCGGCCCUGACCUCGAUCAGCGCCGUUAUGGCCGUCACUGCCUGUUCACCCGACACCUCUGGCGCCCAGCCUCUCUCGUGGAGUCCGCGGCGGCAGGUGGGCAGAGCGUUGUUGCAGCCGGCAGCGCGUCCAUAUCCUCCCCACCCUCUUCUCCGCUGACCGCUGCCACCACGGCUCGCAUGCUCUCCCACGCCGAUGGCAGUGGCGUGAACAUCAUUGCCCUGACUGCGUGCUCCUUGUCGCCGUCACUUCCACUGCCACCGACCGACACUUCUUCAAACAGAACCACCCAUCAAGAGCAGCAGCGGCAAAAGAAAAGCGCCGUGAGCGACGCCGUUGCCGUCGCGGUGGCGUGGGCAGACGUUGCGAUGCAGCAUCACGUGGCGGUGCUUGUUCUCCACCUGAAACACGUCCUGUCUCCGUCGUGGGCCGGAGAGGCGGACGGCUCCCUUGUGCGGGUAGUGGCGCACGAUGCUCUCCCGCUGCCGCCGGCGCAAUCCGUCCUGCGGCUCUUCUACCACCCCGCGAUGACCGCACCCCCUUCGCAGGCUGCCACAGAUGCUGCGGAGGUGUCCGCGCCGUCGAAGCACGUGAUGAUGUGCUCGCUCUUCUCCUCAUGGACCGGCUUCUCGGUCGCCGGUCAGCCCAGCCAUGCGGACAGUAAUACUAAUAAUGCUGGAGGUGCCGGACCGUCGGGUGGUACAGUCGGCAAUGUCGUAAAGAAAUCGAACGUCGCUGUUUUAAACGGCACCGGCGGGGGUGGCGCAGCGGAGUCGCCGACUUCCAGCGCAUCCCCCGGCAAAACAACUGCAACAGCCGCCAAUCCUCGUCGCCUGGGACAGCUGCGCUUCAUUACCGUGUCCGUUGCGGUGUCGCACAAUGCGACCGCACCGGACACCGACGGGGACGAGGCGCUAACGGUGACAGCGACGCCGUCGUCGCUCAGCGAUGUCGCGCCAUGGCUGCUGGCGUUUCAAGUCGAUCGCGUUGUCUGUGCCUUCACGGUGCAGUCCGCCAGCACCCGCGUCAUCGCCGCAGCGGGCACGACAGACGGUCGUGUGUUUCUGCUCGGGCCCACAUCGCACCGCCUCGUGCGCCGCGUAAGUGGCCCGGUGGCGGACAUGACCUUCGUGCGCACGAGACCGUCCAAGGCGGACACGGCGUCGCGCAACGCCGUCGUGGACGAAAUCAUCGAGGACGCCGUCUCCGAAGACGCACUCAAGAACGUCAGCUUUACAAGCGCGGCCGACGCCGAGUUUGCACGGCGUGAUGAGAGCGCCUUUGUGGCGUUGGUGGUCCUCGACAGUGCGGGGCACCUGCUUGUGCUGCGUGCGGUGAACAGCGGUGCCGCCAUCACUCAGACAGUGCCGGACCUGCCGCAAAUCAUUACACUGGCCAACGGCCAGAAGCAGACGCUCACGUUUGUCAGCCCCUCCAUGGCGAACCUGGAAGAGGCGCCGCAGGUCAGCUCCAAAAACUUUCUGGACCUGAGUUCGCUGCGUCAUUUUAUCGGUCGCAGCCGCGCCGCACCGCCCCGCAAGGCCGGUCGUAGCACCUCCCCGAGCAACGCCCCACUCGCCUCGAGCAGUCUCACCGCGACACCGGUAAAUCAGAGCUUUGCCGCCAGCAGCGAGGACGAGCCGAUCCUGUCAGGCCACAUCCUGAGUCGCGGUCUGCUGUGCGUGGCGAACAUCGAGAGCGGUAAGGGCGGGAGCGAGUUGGUCGUGAGCACGAUGGGGCAGGUGAUUGUGUCGGUUCCGUUUAACCCCACAGAGGGCUGCUUUCGGAUUGCAGGGUUCACCGUGACGCCGGCCCCGAUGUUCUACGUCGGCUUCGUCGACUUUUUCGCGGACGGCAAUCCAACGCUGGUGAUGGCGGGGCUGAAGAACGUGCUGGUUGCCAGCCGGCCUCCGUCGACCCUCCGCGAGCGGGCGCAGCUGCUGCUGCGUCUCCUCAGCAAAAAGGAGUUGGAGCGGCGCCACUCCGACAGCGACGACGGUGUGGAGGGGUAG
This is a messenger RNA of Leptomonas pyrrhocoris, 2208 nucleotides long. RefSeq lists its product as hypothetical. The transcript has a single exon. The record is from RefSeq and is a predicted model, not a curated record. Bases 1 to 2208 code for a protein of 735 amino acids. NCBI's taxonomy places the organism in Eukaryota, Euglenozoa, Kinetoplastea, Trypanosomatida, Trypanosomatidae.